Molecule: messenger RNA, 5026 nt
Organism: Lagopus muta (rock ptarmigan)
Lineage: Eukaryota; Metazoa; Chordata; Aves; Galliformes; Phasianidae
Gene: ZNF512
Product: zinc finger protein 512
Exons: 14
Coding region: 101-1792 (563 amino acids)
Molecular function (GO): zinc ion binding
Source: RefSeq, a predicted model, not a curated record
GCCUCCGCGGCCUGGGAGCUGGCAGCUGCUGGCAGGAGACGGUUGGAGGUGACCGGAAGGGAGCGGAGGGCCGUGCGUGGGGCUCUGCGGUGGCGUCGCCAUGCCGGGCAGUGCGGCUACCAGCGCUGCGCAUCAUGGACAGAAGGGCAAGAGGCCAAAGUCUCUGGAAAACAAAAAGACUAAACAAUUUGAGGAGAUGGAAACUACUCCCCUGGGAUUGAACAGUAAUUAUAAUGAGACAGCCAGCAACAUCUCUUCUGGCUCACAGAAGAGUGCAGUGAAUGGAAGAGCAGAGUCCAGAAGCAAGCGGACCAUUCGUCGGCCGGCUUACUGGCUGGAAAUGAGGGGCAUAAAGAACAAUGUGAACAAAUCUUCGGAUGAGAAAGCAGAAGUGCUUUUGAAAGGCAGGAGGAAAUCUGAGCACGGGGAAGGUGAAGAUCUUAAAGACGCUCCCAAGAAGAAGCAGAAGAUUGCUGGAAAAAAGCGGCAAUCAGGAGCGCAGCAAAACUCCAAAACAAAAAGCCACCAUGUUCGGAAGGAGCCAGCAACCUAUGGCACAGGUAGCAUAGAAGAGCAGUGGUCUUUGGAAAUUCAGGACAAAGGCCGAGUUACUUGUCCUACCUGCCGGGCUGUGGUGAGAAAGACUGUAGAAGGACUGAAGAAACACAUGGCAAAUUGCAGGCAGGAAACGUUUGCAUGUCAUCACUGUGGGAAACAACUGAAGUCUUUAGGAGGAAUGAAAUACCACGUCAUGGCAGACCACAACAGUCAGCCAGUUGUGAAGGAAGGAGGAGAAUUGGAUGAGCAGCUUGAGAGGGACCGCCUGCGGAAGGUUCUGAAGCGUAUGGGAAAGCUGAAGUGUACAAGGAAGGGCUGCACAGGCAGCUUCACUAGCAUAAUGGGAUACCUGUAUCACAUUAAAAAAUGUGGGAAGACUGCUUCUGAGCUGGAGAAAAUGGCAAUGAAGUGCCAUCAUUGUGAAAAAGCAUACAGAUCAAAGGCAGGACUUGUAUACCACCUCCGAGCUAAGCAUGGGCCGGUUACCUUUCUCCAUGAAGAAAGAACAGAGAGCCUGAAAGAUGCAAAACGGGAGCAAAGUAGUACAGGUAGAGUUCAGAGGAGAUCUGCAAAGGUGGCAAUCUACUAUCUCCAUGAGCUGGCUGGAGAAGAGCUGGCCAAAGAGUGGCCCAAGAGAAGAGUGCCACAGGACUUGAUUCCUGAUGAUAGGAAGCUGAAAUACACCCGUCCUGGACUGCCCACAUUUAGUCAAGAUGUGCUGUGCAAAUGGAAAACAGAAAUAAAGAUGUACCGAAGAGUCCACUGUCCAAAUCAGGGUUGUGAAUCUGCAUAUGGCACUCUCUCAGGACUCAAAUCUCACCUCGGCACAUGUACCCUGGGAGAUUUUGUGGCUGGCAAAUAUAAGUGUCUCCUGUGUGAGAAAGAAUUCAUUUCAGAGAGUGGAGUCAAGUAUCAUAUCAACUCUGCACAUGCUGAGGACUGGUUUGAUAUGAACACAAAUACCACCAAAAGCUUUGAGAAACUAAUGAAAAUCCGCCAAAGAGAAGAGCAGAGGAAGCAACGGAAGAAACAUCCUUUGACCCAAGGCAAAAAGAAGAGAACUGGGUCCUUGGCUACUAAGAAGCUCCCCAGUGCCAGAGCUGAGAAAAUGAGAAGUAAGAGAGGCCGUCCAAAGCAAGUGCGCAAUGAGAGCGAGAGAAGUGAGGAAAUGGAGCCUCAAGUUGCACAGAGAGACAAAUUUCCAAAAUCCAGCCACAAGCGAGGCCGGAAAUAAACCCUAGGAGAAGGGAAGAAGUAAUCCUAAAUCUUUUCAGUUACAAGCUCUGUUUCUUUCAGUCUCAUAACCCACAGCCUCAUAACCCACAGGAUUAACACGAGCAACUGAAUGCCUUUGGGACUGUGACUUCAUUCCCUCUGCGAUGCGUGUUUUGGAACUGUUGCAUCUGGUCAGUUGUGAGAAACUGUGAGCCAAAGCUGUGGUACAGAGACAGUCUGUCCCGGUUUAGGAGAGACAAGGGGAUUAGCAGUGUACCCACUGUGGUUUUUGCUCUGGUUGCAGUCUCAGUUUGAGUCACAUUAGUUGCUUGUUUAGGACUUCCAGCACAGUAGCUCGUUUUGUCAUCUUCCUCUGAUGAUGGGUGAGAUCAGGGUUCUUUUUAAGCAGUUCUCUCUGUAAGGAGCUGGCUAGCACAGUGUUUAGAUCACUUUAAGAUGCUGAUUGCACAGUGUGCACACAAACUAAGCAGUGCUGUGCAAAAUGGAAAGGCUUUAGCUUGCCUGGUUUAUUCUUUCACGACUGGGCAUUGAAUGGAUGAAGAAGCUCUUCCCAUUCUGUGAGGAAUAAAUAUUCACUGGCCUUUUGGAGACCCUCAGUGACAACAUAAUAAAGAUGGCCUGCAUAGGCCCUCUGAAGACAGCUUGUUUCAGACUCAACUGGGAAACAAACUUGCUUCAAGAAUGGUACAUAUCUACAAUUGCAGCACUGGUAAUGCUGCAGCCUGGAACCCCUUGAGCUGCUUUGCCCCAGUGCACUGUGCUUUGUCAUGCUCACAUAGUGUCCUCUUCUCUGCGAGUGAGUACUGUAGAUUCUUUCUUUGUUAUACUACAUAUUUCUUUUCAAUACUACCACUGCUAUGUGGAUGAGAUAUUUUAGCAGUGGCUUCCCUGCGUGGGAAAGAAUAAAAGAAGGGGGUUAAUUUUCUUUUUUUAAUUUUUAAGUCACGUGUUGGUAUGAAUUCUGGGGCAUAGGGAAUAUCUUCUUGUGCUCCAGAAAUGCACCAGGUAUUACAGAAACUAGCACAAAGCAGCAGCACGGGCAGGGCUACUCUGUCUGUCAGAGAAUGUAUUCUCUCUGUUAUCCAAAGACCCAGUAUCCCAGGAAGUUGCAAAACUUGACCUUUUUCUUGCAGGUUUGCCAGUAGGAGAAUAGACAGGUGGCUCCAUGCUGCUUCCCUGUGAAUUUUCCUAGGCUAACAAAACAGGCAGCUGGUGCUUAAGUUCACAGGGAAGCCAUUGCAGUGCUUGGUGAACAGGCAGAUUGAUACAUGAGUGUUACUACCAGAAGUAUAUUGGCCCUGGUACUGGGAAGCACUGCCAGGCUGUCCUUGAGAGCUGCCUCUGCACUAAGCAAAGCAGUAAGUAGUGAGACAGCACACAGUGCUCCAUUGUGAUUGGCGUAGUGGUUACACUGCUGGGUUUGCUUUUUUAAACCAGUUGUCACUCUGGUUGCAGUACUGCACCAAAAGUAUAAACGUGUGGAACUUCUUGCAGGGUGUACAAGGCUUGCAGCCAGAGGGGCAAAAUAAAAAUGUCACCAGUGUGAGAACGUGGUUUCUUGUCCGUUUGGUGUGUGGUGUUCUUGGCACCAUCCCUACCUGCACAACACACCCCAGCCUGCUCACUUGGUUGUCAUGCAUGCUUACUGAUGCUAUUUGUUUUUCCACCCCCAUUCCUCUUCAGUGCUGCCCUCUGCACAACUGUGUUUUCACCAAGUUUACUGCCUUACUGAUGGGCAACAAGAUAAGCCCCUGCAUUAGAGGAAGCUUUCCUUAGUGGGUUUUGGUCUAUAGUCCUGUUUGCUGUCACUUUUAAGCCAUUAAUCAGCCUUGCUUUCUAGCUAUGGGUACUUCUUUGUGACCAUCUGGAUUCUGUAUUUACAUCAAGAUUGUAUUCCCCCCACACUACGUGAUGUGUGGAGAAAAACAUCAUUAUCCAAUAGUCCAUCCAUGACCUCAUUCUCAGCUCAGUGUUAGGGCAGUUCAUCUGCUGUCUUGGCUCAAGCUGAUGAGUUGGUGGCACUGUUUCUGAGGAGUGUAAUCUGUUUAGGGGCACCUGCUUCCUCCUGUAGGUGAACUAAGGCAGGCUACCCUGCAUGCAUGCAGCAUACUGCUUGGAGGCAUGGGAAAAUCCAGGCUCAAGGAAGGGACUGGAAGUGGGGAAUUCACAUUUGUCAUGUGGAUCUAGGCUUAAUAACAUACAAAAGUUGUACUACAGCCUACCAUGCUAAAAUGUACUGUUUAAGCACUCGUGAGUCUACAGUUCAGUCCUUUGUCAACGGUUCAGUUAGCCCAGCCCUCUGCAAUUGCAGGUCAAUAACACUACCCCAGCAUAUUUGCCCUGGCAGUUGCAAAUAGAAUUUAAGCAUGCAUAUAUUUAGCAAGAGGUCAGUUUCAAUGUGAACGAAGUGACAGAAGAGACCAGCUGGUCACCAAGUAGUUGUUCCUGUGAUUCAUUACUCCAAAAGCAAUGUGCCUUACUUCUCAUUGGGAUUGUUUUCAGUUCCAGCUUCUGCAUCUCUUGUUGCUCGAUCCUAGUAAAUCAGAUAGCCUUUACAGUAUGGGAAGGUUCUUCCUGCGUCUUUUCGAUCAGAAAUAACUCCAUGUAAUUUUCUAUAUGAGCUAAAGAGGUUUUCUAGUCUCAUUCAAAACAGUUUUCUUUUGUUGUUGUUGUUCUGAUUGUUGCUGAUGUUUUAUGUAUUUAGCAGUGCAGAGAUAAGAAACAGAAACCAAAUGAAGUAUUCUGUAAUAGUCUUUCUAACGUAGAAUGCGAUGAUGAUAUUGCUCUGCUCUUAGCUACCUUUCUUUCACCCCCACAACUGUUUCAUUAUGCUGUUUAUGUUCACUUUGCAACCUGCUCUAUUAAAUAUCAUUUUCAGUUCUGGAAUUUGGUUGGAGGGCCUAUUUCCUUUGUUUCUAGGAAUAGACAUUUGCAAGGUUUCAAUCCAGGCAGCACACCAUCCACUGCUCUGCCUCUGUACGACACUGCAAUACAUUUCACUGCAUAGCAGAGGUCGUAAUUCAGCGUGGUUUUGCUUGAGCCACCCUUUGAGGUGACUCUGUUGUAUAAUUUCUCAUUGCUUUCAUUUUCCAUCAGCUUUUUUACCCUGCAGAUUUGCAUUGUAAUUGUUUUAUAUUUUCAUUAGUAUUGCUGUUUAAAAGUACAUCAGACAGCUGCAGACUGUGGCAAACUCUGGAACAAAUCCUUAUUUACAAUAUUUAGUAACCUGCAU